This is a messenger RNA of Seminavis robusta, 2076 nucleotides long. NCBI's taxonomy places the organism in Eukaryota, Bacillariophyta, Bacillariophyceae, Naviculales, Naviculaceae. The record is from the annotation of a GenBank genome assembly.
AUGAGAAGUGGACUACAACCUUCCUCUCUUGCAUGGUUGGCUGUACUAUGUUUAGCUGCAACAUACAGGGAGAUUGGACACGUCAAGGCAUGGUCUCAGUCUGUGCGUUCGACCAGCAGUAGCAAAAACAGCAGACUGUUUUCUUCAGUUGGCGAAGAGCAACCCCCUUCCAAGAAUCCGUGGAGAGAACACGACAAGAGUCUGCUACACAAUGUGUACCACAAGAGUAAACUCCCGAGUAAUGAGGUGGACUAUGUAAUCGUUGGAAGUGGCAUUGGUGGGCUUUGGCUAGCAGCCUGUCUGGCAAAAUUCAACAUCUCCAGCGUGGUCUUGGAACAGCACUACAUUGUGGGUGGAUUUCAGCAUACCUUUUGGAGAGGUCCUUACGAGUUUGUCCCUGGCUUGCAUUACAUUGCUAAUCUAGAGCUGUGUGCUCCACUGUACGACAUGGUGGCGACACCAUCUGCCAUUUAUCAUCAUCAGUCAAACGCCACCAAAGCAACAACCAAAACCAGGGCAAUAACGUACCACCAAGCAGGAAAUUCCGUCCAAGCCGAUGGUGGUAACCUUGUGUCACACGAGCUCAAGAUCGGAGACUUACCCGUCAUGCAGGUUCAAGAGGGGCGAGACAAUGUCCGAAAGGAACUGGCUCGAGUUUUCCCCAGUGAAACCAAGGCCAUUGACGAAUUCAUUGAACUCAUGGAGAAAGCAAAGUGGCAAGCAGGACAAUUCGCCACAUUCAAGAUAUUCCCACCUUGGCUUCAGUUCUUGACCAGUCAGCUUUUGUGUAGUACCUAUAUUCGCUAUGCAAGCCAAACCACAGAAGAAGUCCUCGGAGCGCUUACCAACGAUGGAAGACUGAAGACUGUUCUAUCUGCCUUUGGCGGAGACCUUGGAGAGAGUAUUGGAGAGGGUUCCUUUGUCAUGCAAGCUGCGGUGCUGGGUCAUGUUUUGGAGGGGUGCUACUACCCUGAGGGAGGCCCUAUUCAGUUUGCCAGAGGCCUAGUCCCAACCAUCCGGCAGGCCGGUGGUGAUGUCUUUGUGAAAGCUCGCGUGGACCAGAUUCUAGUGGACGAAAGCGACAACAAACCGAUUGUACGGCGUGUCCAACUAGCCAAUGGGGACAUUCUUUCCAGUCGCUUGGGCGUGGUGUCCGACUGUGGAUUUCGAUCUAGCCUGAAGCUACUGCCGCCACACGCACAAAAGAUGCCGGGUGUCCAGAAACUGCACAAAGCGGUAGAAGAAUCCAGUGGUGGAAUCAGCCACGUCUUUACUUUUGUGGGGCUGAAUGCUUCCUUUGAAGAAUUGGGAUUGAAAUCUUCAAGUUACUAUUACAUUCCAUGGAAUACAACAGAUCAAAACAUGGAUGCCACCGCUAUACAAGACUUUUACCGGGACACCUUGCUGGAUCCUGACGUGUUGGAUGUAUCGGCUGGCAUUGUUUUUGCAUCAGCCAAGGAUCCGACUUAUUCAGAAGUUGUGAUGCCAGGAAAGUCGACGGUCAUUGUCUUUUCUGAGGCCAAGAAUGAGGACUUUCUUCCUUUCCUCGAUUCCAACAAACCUAGCGCUGGACUGCAGGGGCGCCGAACUGAGGAGUACAAGCAAGCCAAAGACUUGAUUGAACGCAAAAUGAUGAGAUCUCUCCUUCUGAAUUUCCCUCAUCUGGAACCAUAUAUUGAUGUCGUAGAGGUUGGGACCCCACUAACUCUCUUCGACUAUACUCGACGGUUUGAAACCCUUGGCUUACGACACACUCCUCAGAGGAUGUGUGACAUGGAUCUACGCCCGGCAUGUACGGGCCUCCCGGGUUUGUACUUUACUGGCCAGGAUGUGGCAUUCGCCGGUUGGGCAGGGGCCCUGGCGGGAGCUAUGGUGACUGCACAACAGCUACUGGGGUAUACACUGUUGGAUUUUAUGAAUAAGAAAACACUUUUGCGAGACCUUGGCAACGGCGACCUUGAAGAUACCAUUCAGCAGAAGGUACAGGACGGCACAGCGGCAAGCCCAGUCGAGGUUAUGAUAGAGGUGGCUGGAAAUGCCUGGAGGCAUUUUCGUAGGCAAUUCUCUAAUGGCUAA